Molecule: messenger RNA, 951 nt
Organism: Closterium sp. NIES-65
Lineage: Eukaryota; Viridiplantae; Streptophyta; Zygnematophyceae; Desmidiales; Closteriaceae
Source: the annotation of a GenBank genome assembly
AUGCGUGGCAUUCGUCUCUGUCACUCCGACUCCAGGGAGAUGGCGCGCAGAGGCGCGCGGGUGUAUGCGAGUGCGGUGAAGGCGGCGGAAAUGGAGGGACUAAGUACCUUCUCUCCUGCCCCCUCUCGGGCGGCAGUGGCCCACCGGGUGGCAAGGGAUGGGCGGGUGGACGUGCUGGUGAGCAACGUGCGCAGCAGCAUGCCGUGUCCCAUGGCGGAAGUGGCGCGUGUGGUGGCAGAGGAGGGGCGGGUGGACAUUCUAGUGAACAACGUGGGCAUCGGCAUGCCAUGCCCCGUGGCUGAUGCGGCAGUGGCCCACCUAGUGGCAGAGGAGGGGCGGGUAGAUGUGCUGGUGAACAACGCGGGCAUCGGCAUGCCAUGCCCUGUGGCUGAUGUGCCCUUGGACCAGCUCCGCCAGGUGCUGGACGUCAAUCUCUAUGGUGCCGUUGCCAUGGCCCGAGCCGUCUUCCCGGUCAUGGCACAGCAGCAGACUCGCUCUCGCAUUUUGAACAUGGCAAGUGUUGCGGCAUAUGUCAACAGGCCAUGGAGCUGUGCCUACUCUGCCAGCAAGGCGGCGCUCGCAGCGGCCACCAGCUGCAUGCGCAUGGAGAUGCGGCCCUUCAGCAUUGACGUGGUGCUCGUCACACCGGGCUACAUCAAGUCCCGCAUCUUCCGUAACGCUCUAGCCAGCGCCCCCAUCCUUCCCAGUUCAAGUCAUUACAAGCCCUACGAGGCGUCCUACAGAGAGCAGUUCGCAGCUAGUGCGGACAAUCCUUGGGCGACUAACACUGCUGAUUUUGCUACACAACUUGCUGACGUGGCACUGGGCAAAAGCAGUCCUCCGUGGCGGGUUCUGUAUGGCCACCAAGCACUAUUUGCUGUAUUCAUGUCCUACCUUCCUGCAACAAUUCUUGAUUCAUUGCUGUGGGUUGCAUUUGCAAAAAGAAAGUAG